Molecule: messenger RNA, 4150 nt
Organism: Aspergillus aculeatinus CBS 121060
Lineage: Eukaryota; Fungi; Ascomycota; Eurotiomycetes; Eurotiales; Aspergillaceae
Exons: 2
Coding region: 1-3900 (1299 amino acids)
Biological process (GO): protein phosphorylation
Molecular function (GO): protein kinase activity; ATP binding
Source: RefSeq, a predicted model, not a curated record
AUGUCCGUUCUUCGCCAUCAUGGAGGUGUCUACCUCCAACGGCGUCUUACCAAGAUGUACACAGAUACCAAGACCUCUUGUGAAAGUGUGACCACGGCCUCCAAUGCUGUCGAUGACCCCGAAUUGAUUAACUUGCAUCGGGAUUUCAAGACGCAGAGAGAUAGGUUGCUAGCCUGGGGUCUGGACUGGAGCGAUGCCAGUGCCGCCCAGCCCAACGACAUCGACGAGUCAUUGACCCAGGCGGGCUACAGUGAUGUGGUAGCGAGUGUUAUGUCUUCGAUCCAGGAGCUUCUCAAUGAGGCCGAACGUCUCCAGCAUGGCGACGUCGCCUCCGAUCUACCCCCCAAAGGUGGGAGUAAGACCGAUGCGACGAAGAGCAGCCUCAGCAACUUGCCAGUCAAGUCGCAUUGGACGAGCGAGGAAAUCAGUCGCUCCAAGACUCUUCUCGCCGACCUGACCGGCUGUAUUGAUACUCUUUACGACCUUUCGCGCUCACGACGAGACAUGAACGCCAACAUGGCGGCUGGUGGUCAGGCUGCCGCUAAAGGCCGAUCUCGGCCCGCGGCGCCCACCGACUACUCGCUUCUCGACACCAAAGCGGCCUAUCACGGAGCAUCCUUCGACAGUAAGCAGGCGUACUUAUCAUCCCAACAGGAAUCUUUUGACUAUUCGCCGUCGUCUACAUUGCAAGGAAAGAAGUUCGACAAACUGCCUCUUGACAACGCCUUUGGCUCCUUGAACAAUUAUGUCAUCGAUCGUACUAAGUUGCAGCUUGCCGGCGCCUCUCAUGACAAUAAUCCCCCGCCGUAUGAGCAGGUGGCUGCCACCACCAACUCCAGAGCCGUCGGACGUAUGCCGACGUCAGCGUCACCAUUUCUGCAAGGCACGAGAGACUCCUCGGUGACCAUUCUGGUUGAGUACACACCCAUGAUGCUCGAAGCAUCUGGGCCAGGCACUUCUCCGGAGAAGAAGCGGCUAGACCACGUACAUCAGAGCCUUGAGCAACUCGUUCAAAAUGCUCGCGUCUCUCACCUAGGCUUGAUGAAGUUUCUGGGCUAUUAUGUCGACAUGCCCAAUUCUCGUUACGCGUUCAUCUACCAGAUGCCAGUCGACUACUUCCCCUUUCUGCAAAACCCCACCGACCUCCUCAAUGGCUUGAAGCCAAGGACUCUGGUUUCGAUGUUCCAAGCUGGCGAUGAUUAUCAGGUGCCCAAUCUAGAAACCCGAUUUCGCUUGGCGUACGAUCUUUUGAUGGCGGUCCUGCAGCUGCGGAGCCAGAAUCUCGUUCACGGAAACAUUAACAGCAGCAACGUGCUCAUCUUCCCUGGCCUGACAACUUCGCAUAGCAACGAAGUAGGAUUGACUGAGAAUCUUCGUCGUCCUUACCUGACCUCGUUUUCCCAUUUCUCCCGAAAUGGCCCGGCUUCGGAGCCGUUGUCCUCUAGCAUGUAUCGCCAUCCGGACGACAAGAGAUCAGUCGAUGACGAUGCUGCCUGGGCAUACGAUCUCUACUCCCUCGGAUUAGUAUUGCUGGAGAUUGGUCUGUGGAACCCGAUCAGUCGCAUCUGGAAGAUGAAGUAUAACAACUCCAUCUUCAAACAACGGAUAGAAAGUGUUUACUUGCAAAAGUUGGCACCAAAAUGCGGGAGUGCAUAUCUUCAUGUGGUCCAGCUUUGUCUCGAUGCGCCGAACUUUCAUCUCUCUACCCAGCCGUUCGACGACUUCGAGCUCCGAGUGCCUCAGACUUUUCAUUACCCCGUCCUGGAUCUGUCGGCCCCUGACAGCAUUUUCUCCUUCUCCAUGAACUUCCUCUACACAAUGUGCAAGAUCAUGUGGUCCUGCUGCAGGGUAGACAUGUUCUCGGCGCCUGACGCCGAGGAGUUGGAUGAUUACCUCCCACUCGCUCUGGUCCCUGGUCUAGGCCCAGCUGCAGCAGAAGCGCCCAUGCGUGAGUAUCACUCCACCCCGGAAAACCUGGCAGCAUACAAAACUCCAUUUGCACCGCUUCCUACUUCCGAAAUCAGACCUAUGCGAGAACAAUCAACCAUAGAUGAUCGGAGGGUGCGGAAACGUACGUUCAAGAAAUUGUCCAAUGUUGAGAUUCCCCAGGAUCAUCUGAAUAGUUGGAACUUCCACAUGAUGCCACGACUGAGGAAGCUUCUGCAAAAGAUCUUGAAAGAAUCUACCGAAUCUUGCAGUGUCACGCUCAUGAUGACUGGCGAGUCGGUGGACAAUGCCCGGACGACAAUCUGUGUUACUUGUGCUAGCACCAAGAAAGUCAGGGCGGCUCUCAAAAAGUACUUUGUUCUCGACAGCGACGAUUGGGAUCUUAUUGUACUCCGAGGUGAUGUUCAGCGGUCCAAGGUACCCCGCAAGAAGCGUCGCAAGCCGACGAGAACCGGACCUGACACUCCCAACUCGCCCGCGUAUGCUCAGCAAGAUCCGAACCCUUGUUAUCAAGAGCGGCCCCUUUGCGGGGCAUCGAUAGGCGCUUUCAUGAAUGAGGAGCAUUUGCCGCCCGUCACCUACGGUGGGGCCAUCAUGGUCGAUGGUAUGCCAUAUGGCAUGACGGUGCAUCACAUGCUCGAGUCACCCAGCGAUCAAGAGGAGGACGAUGACGACCACGACGACAGUGGUCCCCUUCGGUCCGCAGGGAACUGGCCUCGAGAAGGGACGACGCAGCAAACUGCGCAGUUCAUGUAUUCUUGGCGUGAAGACAGUCGACCAGAUGCUGCCUCAGACCUCGAACUUGAGGUUUCCGAGGAUGAGGACGACGAUGAUCAAUCUGUUACGAACAGUCUAGACGAGAAUUACGACGACUUCGACCUUUCUGAAGGCUACUCCACUGAUGAGGAUGACCCCAACGCAGACGACCCGUAUGAUGACGAGGACGCAGCAUCAGUCGGAGACACAUCGGGCGUGGAACCCGGGGACGAGCCCCUGCUGUUUGUCACGCAACCCGCGAUUGAUGAUGUCGACGAGAACUUCUUCCCGUCUCUGGAAGAUCGCGACGACGAACACCUGGCCUCUCACUCUUUUGGAUUCGUCCAUGCCUCUUCGGGCGUUCGCCGCUGGACGCGCAAGGGGCUCAGACACGAGAUUGACUGGGCGUUGAUCAAGAUCAAUGAUGAUCGCAUCGAUGUCCGCAACGUGGUUUUCGACCGGACCUCGCGUCAACACCCCUACCAGCAGAGACACGGCGCUCCCGGCCAGCCUGAAACCAUCCACCUCAACAACAUAGCUCGACUGGAAGACCUUGGUGGUCUCAAGGUUCAUUGCUGCGGACGAACCAGCGGCCUCCAAACGGGCCAGAUCUCCAAAGCAAUGACGCUGGUGAAGCUGCACGGGCGCCAGACCUUUUCCAUCAGCUUCUGCGUGGAUGGGAAUUUCGGAGUCCCCGGCGACUCCGGCGCAUGGGUCUUCGAAAAACACACCGGGCGCGUAUGCGGACACGUGCUCGCCUGGUCCGAAAAGAGCCACACGGCCUACAUCGCGCCGAUGGAGAUCCUGCUCGAGGAUAUCGCGCGCACCCUCAACGCGACGUACAUCUCUCUCCCCGGCAAUAACCGCGACGGAGCGCUCUCGUACGCCCUGCCGCAACAGCCGAUCCCCACACCCGAUCACUAUCACCAUCAUCAGCAUCAACAGCACCACCAGUUGGCCCCCAAUGCACGAUACAACGCCCCCCUUCCCCUUCCCGACCAACUCCCCGUGGACUUUGGGCACCUGCGUCUCGACGAUCGCCAUCAAGGCCACCAUCCGCCCGGAAGAGGUAGCGGCAGCGGCCCGGUCAACCCCAGCCGCGGUCUGCGCGAAGCAGCGGCAGCCAAUCCGUAUGGCGGGAUGGGCGCCGCGCCUAUCCUCUCUCCACCCCGGAGUCUAGAAAGACAACUUGCCUAACCCCUGGGGAGUUCUGCAACCACUACCACACCCCCUGGCCUUUCCACCCCCAGUCUUUUUCCAAGAUACCCCAACCCUUACCCUUACCCACAAACACCCUAUGACACCCCCAACAACAUUCAUUCCCCUGAUGACCCGAAACGAGUGUCUUUUCAAAACAAUAAUACCCCAUCGUGUACCUGCUAUAACCCUUACUUUUGCUUGCAAGCUAGCUAGCUAUCUAUGUGUCCAAUCCAUCCUAUUUAAUCAC